AUGGCCGAGCAGGAGCCUCACUCGCUGGCCUCGACGUUUCCAAACCCGCCAGACUUUUGGAAGGCCUUUACGCCGGAUCGGAUCGCCAGGAUUGAGGAGCUGCGACGAGCCCAUGCGGCAGACGAGGGGUCGGACGUAGAGGGUGCAGAUGCAGAUGUGCGGAUCGCGAAUCUGCCCGAGGAUCUGAUUGCGCUGCAGCCGCCCCCGGAGCCGGCAGAUGGACGAUGGAGGGUGUUUGGCGACCAGUACAUGCUCGACGACAAGCUGCCUACCCUCGAGGAGCAAGGCAUCGACAACCUGCCCGCGACAUCCUCGGCCGCCGACAAGGACGCCAAGCACUACGACCGCGCCUUUGAGCUCAAGCGCCUGGCCAAGUCGCUGCUGCUCAACUUCCUCGAGCUGACGGGCGUCAUGGCGCGCAGCCCCGCCGACGCAGAGGCCAAGAUCAAGGACCUGCGCACAAUCUUCAUCAACAUGCACCACAUCCUCAACGAGUACCGCCCGCACCAGGCGCGCGAGUCGGCGAUUGAGAUGAUGCAGGACCACUUGGACCGCACGAGGACGGAGACGGCGGCGAUACGCACGCAGGUGGAUAAGGCGCGGAAAGUGCUCGAGGGGCUGGGGAGCUUGGAUUUGUCGCUGUUCAAGGGGCAUGGUUUGGCUGGAGGGGACGAUGGGGAACAAGGGGCGGCGGCGAGGAUGGAUGAGGAAAGGGAAGCUGCUGCGUGGGCGACGGCAGAUGCGUUGAUUCUGUGA
Messenger RNA from Trichoderma atroviride IMI 206040, 756 nucleotides. RefSeq lists its product as uncharacterized. The record is from RefSeq and is a predicted model, not a curated record. Lineage: Eukaryota; Fungi; Ascomycota; Sordariomycetes; Hypocreales; Hypocreaceae. Gene Ontology annotation, biological process: regulation of transcription by RNA polymerase II. Gene Ontology annotation, cellular component: mediator complex; core mediator complex. Gene Ontology annotation, molecular function: transcription coregulator activity.